Molecule: messenger RNA, 960 nt
Organism: Priceomyces carsonii
Lineage: Eukaryota; Fungi; Ascomycota; Pichiomycetes; Serinales; Debaryomycetaceae
Gene: HLJ1
Product: type I HSP40 co-chaperone
Exons: 1
Coding region: 1-960 (319 amino acids)
Biological process (GO): cellular response to misfolded protein
Cellular component (GO): endoplasmic reticulum membrane
Molecular function (GO): Hsp70 protein binding
Source: RefSeq, a predicted model, not a curated record
AUGUCAGGUUCAUUUACUAAGGAACAGGAGCAGAUAGUCUUGAAAGUUCUCUCUUUUGAGCCACAUCAGUUUUAUGAAAUAUUAUCGGUCGAAAAGACAGCAAAUGAUUCAGAAAUAAAAAAGUCAUAUCGUAGGUUAGCUGUAAAGCUACAUCCAGAUAAGAACUCGCACCCGAAGGCAUCGGAGGCAUUCAAGUACUUAAAUAAGGCAUGGGGAAUAUUGAGUGACCCUUCUAAAAAAAAGUUGUUCGACCAAACUGGCGCAGACCCAGAUUCUAGAUUUGCCGCAUCUUCUUCUGGCGCUGAUAUGUUUGAAACUAGCCCAUUUGCUAGAUCAAGCGGGUUCAGUAGCUUUCAAGGUGGUAAUGUGUUUGAAGAUGAUAUAUUCAAUCUUUUUUUUGGAGGUGGAGCGCCAGGAUCAACUUUUACAUUCGGUAACAAUGGUUUCACUUUCCAAAGCUUUGGUGGAGGUGAUCCAUUUUUUGGUCCCAAUGUCAGGACAAGUAGCCGGAGACAACAGAGGACUAGACCCCAACCGCAAAGACAACAAGAAGAGCCUAAUAUUUUUAACACCUUGAAAGCAAUCUUUCCUUUCUUUUUGUUUCUUUUGGUACCUCUAAUAUCAUCUUUUUUUUCAGAAUCAGUUCCUGAUUACUCUUUUCAAAAAACAAGGCAAUAUAACGUCCAAAGGGCAACCCCAAGAUAUAAAAUACCCUAUUUCGUCUCGCGUACUUUCACCGAAAAGGAUAUGACUGCAAAGCAAUUGAAGAAUUUCGAUUUUAAGGUAGAGAAAGUUUAUAUUCAAGAUAAAAGGUCAAAAUGUUCUAGAGAGCAGAUUUUGAAAAGUCAGCUAAUUGAAGAUGCUCAAGGUUGGUUUUAUACUGAUGUUGCAAAACUAAACGAAGCAGAAAAUCUUCCGAUGCCUAAUUGCCAGAAGUUGAGAGAUUUGAAUUUAAUUUGA